AUGGAGGAUUGCAGGGCUGUUGUAACUCCAUCUAAUGCACAGUUCAAGCUUAAGAGUUUGACUCCUGAGGAGUUGGUUGAGGAGACACAGUUGAUGAGUUCAGUUCCUUAUGCAAGUGCAGUGGGAAGUCUGAUGUAUGGUAUGAUUGGUACUCGUCCAGAUUUAGCGUAUGCGGUCGGUUUGGUCAGUAGAUUCAUGGCAAAUCCAGGAAGAUGUCAUUGGUCUGCGGUUAAGUGGAUUUUGAGAUAUCUUAAGGGAGCUUCAGAUGUGUGUCUAAACUUCAAGAAUUCAGACAAGUUUGAGAUUGAAGGGUUUUGUGAUUCAGAUUACUCUGCAGAUCUUGACAGGAGAAGGUCAAUAUCGGGUUAUGUCUUCAAGGUUGGUGGUAAUACUGUGAGUUGGAGGUCUACUCUUCAGCAUGUUGUGGCUCUUUCAACUACUGAGGCAGAGUACAUGGCACUCACAGAGGCAGCUAGAGAGGGAAUUUGGUUGAAGAUUUUCUGCAGUGAAUUGGGGUUUAAGUCAGAGAGUUUCAAGUUGAAUUGUGACUCGCAGAGUGCAAUCUGUUUGGCGAAGAAUCCAGUUCAUCAUGACAGGACCAAGCACUUUGAGAAUAAAGUGCAUUUCAUCAGGGACAAGGUGGAGGAUGGUUCAGCUAAGGUGCAGAAGAUUCAUACUUCUCUAAAUCCUGCGGAUAUGUUGACAAAGAGUUUACCACGCAACAGCUUUGAGAGGUGCCUGGUGACACUUAAUGUCACCAACUGA
Molecule: messenger RNA, 765 nt
Organism: Raphanus sativus (radish)
Lineage: Eukaryota; Viridiplantae; Streptophyta; Magnoliopsida; Brassicales; Brassicaceae
Product: secreted RxLR effector protein 161-like
Exons: 1
Coding region: 1-765 (254 amino acids)
Source: RefSeq, a predicted model, not a curated record